AUGGAAUCCCCACGCUCGGCGAAGCGCAGAAAGCUCGAGACAAUACCAGAAAGUCCUGGACCCGCGAAUCACAAGACGACAGCGGCACCGCCGACGGCCUCUACAGGAAAGACAAGCACGACGACAAGCACCACAGACAAAGACGAUGCGCGCGACACCAUCAGAGUUGCCAGUGUGGCUACGCCCUCCUCUCUCAACCUCACCCCGUCCAAACCAACUCCUCGACCGGCGCCAAUGUCUGCGGGACGGGGCAUCGGCGGCUUGAUGGCCCGCCUCAAUGCAAAGAUCGCCGAACAACAGUCACCGCGAAAGUCGCCCGUCAAGAACGGAACGGAGGGCACCCCUGUCGCUACGAAGAAACCAGAACUACAAGAGCUGGAAAAGAGUGCAAAGGUCAAGACUUUGUCGCAGAAGCUACGGGAUACGUUCGAGCAAGAGCAGCUGGAGAGGGCGGCCAAGAGGAGGCCGAAGCUGAGGAACCCCGGUGAUGGCAAUGGAAUUGAGUCCCAAGGGCAGAGAAGUCUUUCUGCCAGUCCGGUCAAGCUGCAACCACCGCCGACGAGCGAGAAGAGGAGGCCUGGACGGCCGAGGAAGAUUGUUCAAGAGCUGAUACUGGACACGACCGCUGAAGAUGACGAGGGCCCCGUCAGUCCCUCCAAGCUCGCUUCGUCCAGAAAACCGCAGCAACGACACGUAAGCCCCAUGAAGCUAGAAAGACCACAAUUCACUCCCAGAAAGGCCAUUGCCAGCCCUCUCAAACCUCGCACCAUGAUCGACUUGGACGUCAAACCUCUGCAAACAAACGCUUCGGCCAACCUCGACAUGUCCACCGCAGAUCUGCAAGCGAUCCAGUCUGCUGUGUUGCAUCAACUACAAGGACGCACACAUACAGCCUUUGUAGGUCUGGAGGAAGAGCAUGCAAAGAUAGCCGCCUUGGUGCAUCAAACAAUUGUAGCGGGAGAGAGUAAUAGUAUGCUUGUCAUUGGUGCAAGAGGAAGCGGAAAGACGGCUGUCGUCGAAUCCAUCCUUCGGGAACAGGCACGCGAGAACCCAGACCUCUUCCACAUCGUGCGAUUGAAUGCCUUCAUCCACACAGACGACAAGAUUGCAUUAAAAGACAUCUGGCGCCAGUUGGGCAAAGAUAUGGACCUUGAGGACUCUGAGCAAUCAAAGAACUAUGCGGACACCCUCACCACCCUCCUUGCUCUUCUCUCACAUCCUGAAGAAUUGGGAAGAUCAGCCGAGCAGAUGACCAAGAGUGUCGUCUUCGUCCUGGAUGAGUUCGAUCUCUUCACCACGCAUCCGCGACAAACACUUCUCUACAACCUCUUUGACAUUGCACAAAGCAGGAAAGCUCCUAUCGCAGUCUUGGGCCUGACGACGAGGUUUGAUGUCGUCGAGCAAUUGGAGAAGAGAGUCAAGAGUCGCUUCAGUCAUCGCUAUGUCCAUCUUUCCUUAAGCAAAGAUCUUUCUUCUUUUCGACACAUUUGCCAGAAUGCAAUGACGCCUGCAGAUAAUAUGGGAGAGAUCAGUGACGAGGGUAGAAAGACUUGGUACGCCGUGCUCAACGACCUGUUUACUCUCGACACCUUCAACACCCAUCUCAGACAAUCUUACUAUCUCUCCAAAAGCAUCAGGGGCUUUCAGACAAGUAUGCUGCUGGCAGUCAGUACCUUACCUACCUCUUCUUCCGCCAACAUAUCAGCGCAAGACUUGCUCACUCAUCUUGCCGAUUCGACGUCAUUGAACACUCUACAACCACCAGAUUCAAAACUGUCAGCAUUGGCAUCACUUUCACAACUACAACUUGCGCUACUCAUCUCUGCUGCUCGUCUCACCAUCGUUCACGACACUGAAAACGUCACCUUUCCACUUUGCUACGCCGAAUACGUAUCUCUGGCGUCCAAGGCAAAGAUUGCAGCAUCGGCAUCGGGACAAUUCGCCCAUGGAGCAGGCAUUGGAAGAGUGUGGGGCAAGGAUGUGGCGAGAGGUGCUUGGGAAGGUUUGGGUAGGAAGAAACUUAUCAUGGAGGAAGGCAAGGGAGAUAGCUGUAGGGUCGACGUGAGGUUAGAGGAGAUUGGUGAUGCAGAAGUGGAACUGGGCGCUGUCAUGACAAAAUGGUGUAGAGAAAUUUGA
This is a messenger RNA of Aureobasidium subglaciale EXF-2481, 2136 nucleotides long. RefSeq lists its product as uncharacterized. Gene Ontology annotation, biological process: DNA replication initiation; DNA replication. NCBI's taxonomy places the organism in Eukaryota, Fungi, Ascomycota, Dothideomycetes, Dothideales, Saccotheciaceae. The record is from RefSeq and is a predicted model, not a curated record. Gene Ontology annotation, cellular component: nuclear origin of replication recognition complex; nucleus. The transcript has a single exon. Bases 1 to 2136 code for a protein of 711 amino acids. Gene Ontology annotation, molecular function: DNA replication origin binding.